AGUGAUGAUUAUAAAUUUCUCUUUGAUUUUGACAAGUUCACUGUAUUAUUUUUAGUCUUUUAAUAAGUGAUUUUUUUAGUUCUUUGACACAUUUUGAUCUUAUUUACCAACUCUUCCCCUUAAUUCCUGCCUGAUCCACCCUCACCUCGAUACCCCUCCAACUUCAUGCCCACUUUUUUGUGUGUAUUUUUAACUUAAUAGCUCACUGACUUCAAUUUGGACUCAGAGUCCAUGUACUUCUGAGUGUGGGACCAUCCAACUGCAGCACCUACCAGGAGUCACGCCCUUAAAGGAAACUGCAACUUCCUUCCCCAGAAGGCAUCAACUACCCAUAGCUCCUCAGCUAGUGGUGCUGCAAAUCUGGUCAAGAACUCAAGGUUGGGAGCUUGCGGACCCCAAGAACAAAUCCGCCAACUGUUAUUUUGAUACGUGGGCAUAUAAAGCUGCCCUAUAAAUUUGUAUCACCCUUCUCAUAGGUUAGUACAGCUCUCAGACCUCAUUAGAGAAGUUUCUUUAUUUGGUGGAUAGCGGUUAAUGCAGAAGCUCACUGCUGGUCAAAGUAGGAGUAACUGUGGAGUGCUUAGCCACAAAUGGUAUGUCUAUACCACAUGUCCUUUGCACGGCUCAGGGACCAUUGCAGAAAAAGGGAGAAGAAAGAUUACAGAAACUAGAGGCUGGGAAGGACAGGAGCAAACCAGUGUUUUUUUUGUAUAUAGCAAGACUGCUGGACUCAUGAACUCACAGUAGUUAUUGUUGCCUGUACACAACUUGCACAUGACCAAGCCAAUAUGGGAAAGGGAUAUAUGCCCUAAGAUUUCUCAGAGACUACAGACAGAGGACUCUCUGCUUUAACUGCAUUGGUCCAUAAGGGGUGAAUCACUUUUGCUCAUUUCUUAUUGGCCAAAGCUGGCACUUUGUUACUUUUGUCCUUAAAAGCAAAAAGCCAAACAGUUCUCUAGUUUUGUAAGCAUUGGAACACCUCUAGUCUACACACUGGAGUAGGCAAAAAUUUUUAAUGUGUCUAGUGAAACUUUGUCUUCAACUUUUUCUAUUGAGUGUUUUGUGCAUUUUGAAAACUAAUAUCAACAAAUAUCUUAGGUUAUAACAAACAUUGGUUCUCCUCUCUUCUAGGUAUUUAGGUAGCAUACUCACUAGCAACAUUUCAACACAAUCUUACAACUUAAAAAGGUUUCUUGGGUGCUUGCCAGAGUGAUGGAAAACACUCGGAGCAGGUGCAGGGGACCUUCUCUAUCCAGCAGUGACUGGGUAGACCAUCUAUCAGUGUCCAUCACCUGGAUUGCUGUUGCUGAUCUGGCUGGCUUGGAGGAUUUUCCAUUCUUCCUUUGUCGCUCCACAUCUCCUUUCCAAACCCCUCCCUGUAUCACAGAGAACACUCCCUACUUGCAGAAGUAGGAACACAACCAAACACAAGUUCUUUCUUUCACAGUGUGAAAGCUUGUCUUUAGCAAUGUGCUGAGAACAUGAAGAUGUCUAUUGAAACUUUGCCUUAUGCAGUGGCUAACCAGCUACUUCAUUAGAAUCAACAUUGCAGGUAGUAUGCAGGUAGUAUCACUGUUCUUGGAAAGAUUGCUUGGGGAGAGUUGGAGAAAAACUUGCACUUAGAGAUGAUUGGGGCCCCUGUGUCCUACCUGUUUAUUUUGGGCCUCUAUUCUAGACAGUAAACUGCAGAGUUGUUACUGCUAAGAUGAUUUCAACACCCAUCAUCUGCUUAGACAUUCAAGCCUCUUACGUCCUUGUCCCAUACUUACUGUCUGUCUCGUCUCAGGCCACUUGAUUGCACUUGUUCUGUUGGAGUCCACCAUGGAUGUUUAAUAUUUAAAGGCUGGGAUCGUUUUGCAGGUUUUAGUUUAAUGGUAACCAUAGCACGCAUGCACAUCCAUUAUUGAUAGACAUGGCACACUGCACAUCCUUGGGCAUCCUCUUUUCUUUCACUCUUAGUGUCACGGGAGAGCUACUGUCUCUGGAAUUCAGCUCUGUUGUUGUUGUGGCAAAGGGACGAACUGACAGCAGACCCAUAAUGGUGUGAACUGUUCAUGUGGGCGGAGGUGACCAUGUUAAAAAGAGAGACAAAGGCAGACAGUGACAGGCCACGGAAAGUCCGAUUUCGGAUUGCCUCAUCUCACAGUGGGAGAGUUCUGAAAGAAGUCUAUGAAGAUGGACAGCCACCGGGCUCUCUGGAUUCUGAAUGUGCCAGCGUCUGCGGAAUAGAUGGACUCAAAGAUGCUGAGGGACAGCAAAAUGGCCACAUUGGAUCAGAAGAUAAUGAACACGAGAGAGAUCAGGAUAACUUGUUGGUAUUAGCCAGGACAGCCAGUGAGAAGACUUUUGGUACAAGAAGAGUCAACAUUUUAAGCAAAAAUGGUACAGUCAGAGGCGUCAAAUACAAAGUGAGUGCUGGCCAAGCUCUGUUUAACAAUUUGACCAAAGUGUUACAGCAACCGUCAUCUGACCUGGAAUUUGACCGGGUGGUGAUUUAUACAACCUGCCUUCGUGUGGUGAGAACAACCUUUGAGAGAUGUGAGCUGGUUAGGAAGAUCUUCCAGAAUCAUCGAGUAAAAUUUGAAGAGAAAAACAUUGCUCUGAAUGGUGACUAUGGGAAAGAACUGGAUGAACGGUGCCGACGAGUGUCCGAAGCGCCUUCUCUCCCGGUUGUGUUCAUUGACGGCCAUUACCUUGGGGGUGCUGAGAAAAUUUUGUCAAUGAACGAGUCAGGAGAACUGCAAGACCUCUUAACCAAAAUCGAGAGAGUACAGCAUCCACACGAGUGUCCUUCCUGUGGAGGCUUUGGCUUCCUUCCAUGCUCCGUGUGCCAUGGAAGCAAGAUGUCAGUGUUUCGAAAUUGCUUUACGGAUGCUUUCAAAGCCCUGAAGUGUACAGCUUGCAACGAGAAUGGUCUUCAGCGCUGUAAGAGCUGUGCUGGCUAACGGGAGCUUCUGCCAGGAAAAGGCUCAUUUUAUUAAACAAAGGCUAAAAUUUGGUUUCUAAGCUUUUUUA
Messenger RNA from Mesocricetus auratus (golden hamster), 3015 nucleotides. It is a transcript of the gene Grxcr1, whose product is annotated as glutaredoxin and cysteine rich domain containing 1. Lineage: Eukaryota; Metazoa; Chordata; Mammalia; Rodentia; Cricetidae. The transcript has 4 exons. Gene Ontology annotation, biological process: sensory perception of sound; inner ear receptor cell stereocilium organization. Gene Ontology annotation, cellular component: kinocilium; stereocilium. Bases 2055 to 2945 code for a protein of 296 amino acids. The record is from RefSeq and is a predicted model, not a curated record.